Molecule: messenger RNA, 2671 nt
Organism: Ambispora leptoticha
Lineage: Eukaryota; Fungi; Glomeromycota; Glomeromycetes; Archaeosporales; Ambisporaceae
Source: the annotation of a GenBank genome assembly
AAAGAAGCGCGCAAAUUCUUCUAAACGAACUCAUCAAAAAGAAAUGGAAAAUAUUAAAAGUAAUACUGAAAACGAAGCAAGCAACAAACGCGCGUACCAGCCGUCACCAACUCGUAACAAAGAUGGAGUUGUCAAUGACGAUAAUGUUUUGGAGAAAAACGCAAGCAAUUUAGAAGACGAAAAUGCAGGUGCGAGUCCGGGCGAAGAAGAUAAAAAAGAGAACGCAAGUCAUUCGGAGGACGGAAAUAUAGAUGCGAGUUCGGGAGAAGCGGAAGAAAAUAAAGAGGAAACUAAGAAUGUAAUCUCUAACCAAGAAAUAACGGCUAUCGAAACACAAAUCGAGAUUUCCUCUACUUCUGACACAUUGGAUCUUACUCAGAGCGUCGCACCAGAAUUUACUCUUCCUUCAUCAAAGAUUUCUGAUGAAUCUGAUACGGUGAUUGGAAGUGAAACUAGUUUUCUUGAAGCUGGACCUUCUAAUGAAUCUAUUGGGCUUUCACGCGAAUCGUCAUUUAUUAGAGCAGCCGAUGCUUUGACCUUAAAUGAUGACUCAGAACUAGAUGAUGACGAUGAUGACUCCGAUUCAUCUGCUAAAAAAUUUUAUGACAACAGACUACAAUUGUUGAAGGCACAAUAUCGAAGAACAACUUCAGCUACAUCAUCGCGCAAAAAUCAAGAGGCGCGCUUACUCGCCCUAUUAGAAGAAAUUAAUAAAGCUGAAACCUUAGACCCACAAGAUCGAGUCGGUACGCCGGAAAACCUGAUUCCCACAUUGAUGGAACAUCAAGUAAUCGGCUUAACUUGGCUGAUAAAAAAAGAAGAAAGUACAAAUCAUGGAGGAAUUUUAGCUGAUGAAAUGGGUCUAGGCAAAACCAUCCAAUCAAUGGCGCUGAUAUUGGCACGUCCUUCUCAAAGCAAUACACGAAAACCAACCCUAGUGGUUACUCCUGUCUCGCUAAUGCAUCAAUGGGCUCAAGAGUUUGAAACUAAGACACGCGGUUUAAGUGUUUUUGUGCAUCACGGCAAGAACCGAUUAUCAGGCAAUAGACAGUCACAGAAAUAUGAUGUCGUAAUUACAAGCUAUCCGACUGUCGCUGCGGAAUUUGAAUCAAGAUCAGCACCACUUAUAAAAACUAAAUGGCAUAGAGUCAUCCUCGAUGAAGCUCAAUCAAUUAAAAACCAAAAAACAAAAGCGGCAAAAGCUUGUUGCUCUAUAGACAGUUUAUAUCGUUGGUGCUUAUCAGGUACUCCCAUCCAAAAUAAUAUCGAAGAAUUGUAUUCUUUGAUUAAAUUCCUUCGAAUUGAACCUUACUGUGAUUGGAAGGAGUUUAGACAAGACUUUGUCAAGCCAUUCUCUACUAGAAAUUCUUAUGCAAAUGAACUCAUGACAAAACGAUUGCACGUGGUCUUAAAAUCAAUUCUUUUAAGAAGAAGUAAGAACACAAAAAUCAACGGGAAACCAAUUAUUGUUCUACCUCCUCGUGAUGUCCUAAUUGCCAAUACCGAAUUUACGCCUGACGAACGUGAAUUUUAUAUGGCUCUGGAGACAAAGAGCAGACUAACUUUCAGCCGAUAUUUAAAAGAAGGAUCAGUAAUGAGAAAUUAUUCGAAUAUUCUUCUAUUGUUACUUCGACUUCGACAGGCAUGUUGCCACCCUUAUCUUAUUAAAGAUCGUCACGAAACUGAAGAAGGUGGUGAUGAAAAUAGUUUACAGCAACAAUUUAGUCUGGAGGAGGUUGUCACGAAAUUAUCAGAAGAAAUCGCCAUCAGAUUGAAAGAACAAAACCUUGAUCAAAAGGAAUGUCCUAUUUGCUAUGAUUCGGCUGUGGAUCUUUCGAUAAUUGUAGGAUGCGGUCAUUCCUAUUGCCAUGAGUGUCUGGAUAGUUUGGUAAUUAAUCAAAGCGUCAAAACGUGCCCAGAAUGCCGGAGUAAAUUCACUAUGAACGACACAGUGCCGUACUCUUUUCUCAAAAAGAAAUGGACUGCUGACAAUGAAGAUGAGGAUGAGAAUGACGACGAAUAUAAAGAGCCAAAAAGCAAGAAGAAAGGGAAAGGAAAGGCCAAAGCUGAAGAUACGAACGAUAUCGAAGAUGAGUAUACUUAUGAACUACCAUCUAUGAUUCCAGAAAUUGAAAAUUGGGUGCCAAGUGCUAAAAUUGAACGUACAAUAAGCCUCAUUAAAGAAUUUAAAAGUAAAGCGCCAAACGAUAAGAUCAUCAUCUUUAGUCAGUUCACUACAUUCCUGGAUCUGGUGGCAUUUCAGCUUCAUGAGAACGGGUUCAAAUUUGUCCGGUAUGAUGGAAAAUUGGACACCAAUCAACGGAAUGAAGCUAUCAAGGCCUUUGAGCAACAAAAUGAUUUGAAUAUUUUGCUAGUCAGCUUGAAAUGUGGCGGGGUUGGAUUGAAUUUAACAGUUGCAAACCGGGUGAUCAUGUUAGAUCCAUGGUGGAAUCCCGCGAUGGAAAAUCAAGCCAUUGAUAGAGUCCACAGAAUAGGACAAACGAAACCCAUCGAAGUACAUCGAAUCAUUAUUCCCGAUACUAUAGAACAAAAAAUCCUUGAUCUUCAAGAAAAAAAACAACAACUGGCGUCAAAGGCAUUAGGUGAAGGUGGAAAUGCGCAACUUGGCCGUCUUGGGCUUCAAGAAUUAUUAUAUUUAUUCCGAGACUAA